Molecule: messenger RNA, 2505 nt
Organism: Purpureocillium takamizusanense
Lineage: Eukaryota; Fungi; Ascomycota; Sordariomycetes; Hypocreales; Ophiocordycipitaceae
Exons: 3
Coding region: 557-2305 (582 amino acids)
Biological process (GO): regulation of DNA-templated transcription
Cellular component (GO): nucleus
Molecular function (GO): zinc ion binding; transcription cis-regulatory region binding; DNA-binding transcription factor activity, RNA polymerase II-specific
Source: RefSeq, a predicted model, not a curated record
GCGCAAAAUGUCCAAGCGGGCGCUGGACUCGGCCAGCUCCGCGGGGUUCGGCGGCGACGAGCUGCGCAACAUGAACGGGGAGCAACAAUCGACUGCCGGCUCCGGAUCCGAGACGCAGCCGCCGCCUCACAAGAUGCACAAGCUGAAUCCCCAGUUGGCGGCGCGUCGGCGGACGACGUCGUGCGCUGCGUGUCGCAAGCAAAAGAUCAAAUGUGAGCUCCUGGCCGACGGGCCGCCGUGUGAGCGGUGCAAGCGCAAGAACAUUGAGUGCAUCAUCAACACCGGCUUGCGGAACUCGAUACUCGAUCAAAGGUAUGUGGACAACACAUCCUUUUGUUUCUGUCUCUCUCUCUCUCUCUCUCUCUCUCUCUCUCUCUCUCUCUCGGUGUCUUCCUCCCCGUCCCCCUCUCUCCGUCUCUUUCGAAAUCUCGUCCUGUGAAAAACUGCAGUGAGACGGGGCAACAAGGCAGCAACACAACGGGGCCGCUGACCAGAUGCUGCCCAUCGCGGCGCGCCCAUCAGGCAAAUCGCGGCGCUGAGGAGAGACCUCGGCAACAUGCACGCCCAUCUCGAGCGAGUGAGCCAGCGUCUCCAGAUAGCAGGCCUGCCGCCGCUCGAGACGCCGGCCGUGAGCGCCGACGCGAUCGCCUCCUCCCAUCACGAACCCGAUCACGACUUCGACCUUGACGACGACGGCCUAGCCGAGCUGUCGCCCCCGGGAUCUCCGAGCGCGGUGCAGGCGCCCAUGGAUGCCUAUCUCGCUCCCAGCAAGGAUGCCACGCCGGCAGGACCGGUGCAGACGAGCGGCGGCGCUUCCCGGGCGCGGACGCAGAAGCGCCCAGACAUCAUCAGCAAGGGCCUCGUGUCGCCCGAAGACGCAGAGGCCCUCGUGCGCUUCUACAUGACGGAGCUGGACUCGGUCAUUUACGGCACCGCGGGCCCGCACGCGACCGUCCAUGCCGUGCGCGAGGCGUCGCCGACGCUGCUGGCGGUGAUUUGCACCGUCGCCGCGCUGCACGACGUCGAGCACGCCCACCUGUACGACGUCUGCUAUCGCGAGUUCCGCCACCUCGUCUCCGCGGCUCUGUUCGAGAAGCGCGACAUCGAACACGUGCGGGCGCUCGACGUCGCCGCCUUCUGGCUGCCCGACACGUCCCGGGUCGUCCUGUACGAAGCCGUCCGCCGACUGGGUGACCUGAGGGCGCAUCGCCACAUCGGCAAGGCGUGUACGCCCCCUGACGAUGCCUUCACCACCACGGCGACGACGCAGCAGCAGCAGCAGCAGCACCCAACGCGGGACGGCGCGCGAGACCGUGUCCGGCUGUGGUACACGCUGUACAUGUGCGACCAGCACCUGUCGGUGCUCUACAACCGGGACAGCCUGAUACGGCGCGACAGGGACAUCCUCGACAAGCGCGGACUGUUCCUCGCGGCCGAGGACGCGACGAUGCAUGACUUGCGCGUCGUGGCGCAGGUGUCGCUUCUGCUGUGCAUGAGCCGCAUGAAGGAGACGUUUGGGUCUGAAUAUCCCACGCGCGUAUCCGAAGCAUUGGCGCCGCAGAUUCCCGUCUUUGUUGAUGAGCUGGAGCAGUGGCUCGCCCAUUUCCCUCCCCAGUUCCGACAAGAACCCGGCACGGGCGAGUUUCCGCACUUUGCCUUCAAGCUGCACUACCUCUUCGCCCGGCUCUACCUUGGCCACCACGUCUUCCGCGGGCUACACUCGGGCCUCAUCCCCGAAAUCUUCCUCCCCGCGGCCGCCAUGGCGCAGGAGGCUUCCCUGGCCAUCUUCACCAUGAUCCUCAACGAAGACGUGCUGCGGCGCACCCUCGUCAAGGUGCCGAGCUACGUGCACAUCAUGAUGUCCUUUGCGGGCCACUUCCUCCUCGAGCUGUGCCUCAAGCACCGCGAGCAGCUGGGCAUCAACGUCGAGGAGUGCUACCGCUGCAUCAGCAGGACCGUCUCCAUGCUGCGCGACACCCCCAUGACGCGCCACCACCCGCUGUCGCGUGUGACCGACGGCCUAGCCAAGCGGCUCGUCGACUUUGCCGCCGCGUACGGCAAGGAGGUGCUCACCGAGUCGCCGCCCGGGUCGCGGCUCGUCUCGACGACGACGCAGACGCAGAGCAACAACAACAACAACGAGCUGCCGCCGUUUGGCGCGCCGUUUGUGGGCGUGCCGGGCCCGACGACGGGUCCCGUGUUUGAUCUCGAGUCGGCCGUGAUGCCCGACGAGUUUACCUACGCCGACUACGGCGACGUUGGCUUUCCGGGACCGCUGUCGGACUUUGCCAUCAAGUAUGACUAGCCAGCCGUCUGCGUUAAUUUCUCGACCUCGACGGACUGUGCGUUUCGGCGUUGUCUCGACGCCAGUGCGGCUAGAAGUGAUCGAGAACAGGUCCAUUCUGGUCCACUGCUCGUGCUGGUUUACGUAGCACUUGAGUAAACGCGCCGAGGAUGUAGGCAUGUAUACAGAUCCAUAACAUAAUACAGAGUCGUCCUGUGACG